This is a messenger RNA of Girardinichthys multiradiatus, 1462 nucleotides long. It is a transcript of the gene tfpi2, whose product is annotated as tissue factor pathway inhibitor 2. The transcript is spliced from 5 exons. Gene Ontology annotation, molecular function: serine-type endopeptidase inhibitor activity. Bases 85 to 768 code for a protein of 227 amino acids. Gene Ontology annotation, cellular component: extracellular region. NCBI's taxonomy places the organism in Eukaryota, Metazoa, Chordata, Actinopteri, Cyprinodontiformes, Goodeidae. The record is from RefSeq and is a predicted model, not a curated record. Gene Ontology annotation, biological process: negative regulation of peptidase activity.
AUUCCACCCCCUGGGAAGCGUUUCAGGGUUAUAAAGCCUGAACUGAGCGGGGUGGUCGGCACCGAGAGAAUACCAGCGCGCACAAUGGAGUUUGCCUUAUUUGCGUUCUUUACAUUAUUUACCUCGCUUUCCAGCAGUUUGGCGUUCUCACGUAAUAAAGACGCAUGUCUGCUUCCAGUGGAAGAGGGUCCCUGCAAAGGAGAUAUCGAGCGCUAUUACUACAACACCAUCACCCAGAAGUGCGAGGUGUUUUAUUAUGGGGGCUGCGAGGGAAAUGACAACAACUUUAACAACUAUCAAGAGUGCCGCAAGACAUGCUUCAGAAUUCCAAAGAUUCCUCAAAACUGCAGGUAUCCCAGAGAGGAUGGUCACUGUCGUGGCCUCUUUCCUCGCUACUUCUUCAACAUGACCACCAUGCAGUGUGAGUCCUUUUAUUAUGGGGGCUGCGGGGGCAACUCUAACCGCUUUCUAAGUCUCACCUCUUGCAUGGAGUACUGCCGUCCAAAAAAAACUGUUCCUGUGCUCUGUCGGGACCCUCUGGACAAAGGGAGUUGUUCAGCCUCAAUAACUCGGUACUACUUCAACGUGGCCACCAAGAUGUGUGAGGAGUUUGUCUACUCGGGCUGCGGAGGAAGCAACAACAACUUUGUGUCACUGCAGAGCUGUAUGGAUGUGUGUGUUCAAGGAGUGAAAAAACGCACAAGCCAUGGGAAAAUUCGGCGCUUGAAGCAAAAUAGAAACAAUCGUAUCCAAUUUUUGCAGGCCUAAAGGCCUGAUGCUGUACUCAGGAGUUCUGACUUGGGCAAGUCCUCAACGUUUGUUAGAACUAACAUAAUGACAAGGUCGUGUUUGUUGGUAUAAAGCUCAUACACACAAUAUGACUGCCUUAUGUACAUUUUUUGACUUCCCAAUGUGAUUUUUAACGAAUGUUGUUAAUGAUACUCAGUCAGCCUGAAGCAUAAGUGACUAAGCUGCUACAUAAGGUUUUUAGGCUAGCAUUAAAAUUUUAAUUCUUUGAAAUUUAAAUUCAAAUUUAUGUAGGAUUAUAAGUAAUUGACAAAUUUUUUUAUUAUCUACCUAUUAUAGACGAAAAUAUUCAAAGUAUACUUAAAAGCUUUUCUCCAAACCUUUCAGUGAAUCAACCAGGUCUGUCACCUAUAGAACAUGUCAUGGUUAGUUUGUCUGAUUGUUUUGGUAUUUUGCUGUAAAAAUGAUAAUUUGUCAAGAUAAAAUAUACCUUCUUCAAAAACAAGCAUUCACCCACACAUUUGUUGUGACAUCACAAAGGUGUUUUCUUGUCUUCUGUUCAUUGUGUUUACCAAAGCUUGAUUAUUGGGCCUUUAAUGAUGUCAUAAGCCCAACACACACGAAGUAGAAAGAACAGUUUUUUUUUCUCGAGUGCCCUUUUAAAAAUAUUGUAUUGUGUGACAUCCUGCAGCGAAAAUAAAUACUUUAUGACCCA